GGGUUGUUGCGCAUGCGCUCUUCGUCUCUCUCGCUUUCUCCUCCCCCUCCUUCUCUUAGGUGACUAGGCGUCCGCAGGUGUGCGCGUGAGACUGUGAGGGGAGGGUCGCCGCGAGGAAGUAAAGGCCAGGAAAAAUACGUCCCCUCUAUCAUGCCUGCUGUGAAAGAGGAAUUUAAGGAAAUUUGAACCCAAACAAACUUCCAGCUUUUUUUUUUUUUUUUUUUUGCCAUUUGGAUUUGCGGGAGACAAAACUUUGGACUUGCCCGAUGGAGCUAGCUGAAAAAACGCCCAUUGCAAGCAAUUGGCUUGCAUUUCUCCAGACUUUUGGGGAAGAUCUGAUCCAGCAGCAUGGGCUGGGUUCAAUCCACCAAGUAAAUGCUAGGAUGAACGUGGCCUGUGAGCCCCCCACCCACCAAGAAAUUAGCAAACUGGAAGGGCUGAAUCCAUCCACCAAACUGGAGGGAAACCCCAAACCCCGGUGGAAAAUUACCCAGAGGGACAACACCCACACCAGGGCCUUCACCAUGGCCAACGAGUCCCAUUGUGAGUUUCCUCCGGUGAGCAACGGCCUCGGCGGCUCCCGAUCCGAUGGCGGCAACAGCAGCAGCAGCAGCGGGGAGAGCUCCCAAAACAGCUCCCGUUGCUCCACUCCCAUCCUGGACAUGGAGCGUCACGAGCGCCUGCGGGAAAAAAUGCGCCGGCGUCAGGAAUCCGGAGACAAAUGGUUUUCCCUGGAGUUCUUCCCUCCCCGGACGGCCAACGGAGCCGUGAAUCUCAUCUCCAGGUUCGACCGCAUGGGGGCAGGUGGCCCCCUUUUCAUCGACGUCACUUGGCAUCCGGCUGGCGAUCCGGGCUCCGAUAAGGAGACCUCGUCCAUGAUGAUGGCCACCACGGCCCUCAACUACUGCGGGCUAGAGACCAUUCUCCACAUGACCUGUUGCAACCAGAGCAGGGAAACCAUCACCACCCACCUGCAGAAGGCCAAACGCUUGGGGCUGAAGAAUAUUAUGGCGCUACGAGGAGAUCCUGUUGGGGAGGAAUGGGAAGAAGAACUGGAAGGCUUCAACCACGCUGUGGACCUCGUGAAGCACAUCCGUCAGGAGUUUGAUGAUUAUUUUGACAUCUGCGUGGCAGGCUAUCCUGGGGGACACCCCGAGGCCGAGAGUUACAUCACUGACUUGAAACACCUCAAGGAGAAAGUGUCCGUAGGAGCGGAUUUUGUCAUUACUCAGCUAUUUUUCCGGACGGAGACCUUCCUCAAAUUUCUAAGGGACUGCCAGGCCAUCGGUAUCAGCUGCCCCGUGGUGCCGGGGAUAUUCCCCAUCCAGGGUUAUCACUCUCUGCGCCAGCUUGUGAAGCUCUCAAAAUUGGUGGUGCCUCAGGAAAUCAAGGACGUCAUUGAGCCCAUCAAGGACAACGAUGCGGCCAUCAGGAACUACGGCAUUGAACUAGCCGUCCAGAUGUGCCGAGAACUCUUAGACAGCGGCCUGGUCCACGGACUGCAUUUCUACACCCUCAACCGCGAGGUGGCUACCAUGGAGAUCCUCCGACGGUUGGGCCUCUGGAAAGAAGACCCAAGGCGUCCCUUGCCAUGGGCGGUCAGUGCUCACCCCAAACGGCGCGUCGAAGAUGUCCGGCCUAUUUUCUGGGCUUCCCGGCCGAAGAGCUACAUCUAUCGGACGCAGGAGUGGGACGAAUUCCCCAAUGGACGAUGGGGCAACUCUUCGUCCCCCGCCUUUGGGGAGCUGAAAGACUACUACCUUUUCUACUUGAAGAGCAAAUCCCCCCGGGAAGAACUCCUGAAGAUGUGGGGAGAAGAGCUGACCAGCGAGGAGAGCGUCUACGAAGUCUUCAGGUGCUACAUCGCUGGAGAGGCCAACAGAAAUGGACACAAGGUCACCUGUUUGCCAUGGAACGAUGACCCUCUGGCCUCUGAGACCAACCUCAUGAAGGACGAGCUGGUUAAAGUCAACCGGAGGGGCAUCCUGACCAUCAACUCCCAACCUAACAUCAACGGAAAGCCUUCCACGGACCCCAUUGUGGGUUGGGGACCAGAAGGUGGCUACGUCUUCCAGAAGGCUUACUUGGAGUUUUUUACUUCCACCGAGAACAUCAAAGCUCUUCUCACGGUUCUGAAAAAAUACGGGCAGCGGGUGAAUUACCACAUCGUCAACGUGAAGGGAGAAAACGUGACCAAUGCUCACGAGAUGCAGCCCAACGCUGUCACAUGGGGAAUCUUCCCCGGAAGAGAGAUCAUCCAGCCGACAGUGGUGGAUCCAGUUAGUUUCAUGUACUGGAAGGACGAGGCCUUCGCCUUGUGGAUCGAGCAGUGGGCGAAGCUGUACGAAGAAGAAUCGCCUUCCCGUAUGAUCGUCCAGUACAUUCACGACAACUACUACCUGGUCAACUUGGUGGACAAUGACUUCCCCUUGGAGAGCUGUCUCUGGCAGGUCUUGGAGGACACCUACGAGCAGUUGAACAGCCCAGGAGAGGAAGUGAAGAGCUCUGGAUUUUGAAACGGGGACUCAAAACACUUUUUACCUCCAUCACAACUAAUGGCAGCUAAGAAAUCCCAGCAGAGUCUGCUGGUUUUUCCAGUUUUUUUU
Messenger RNA from Thamnophis elegans (Western terrestrial garter snake), 2606 nucleotides. It is a transcript of the gene MTHFR, whose product is annotated as methylenetetrahydrofolate reductase. Bases 267 to 2516 code for a protein of 749 amino acids. Gene Ontology annotation, biological process: tetrahydrofolate interconversion. Gene Ontology annotation, cellular component: cytosol. Gene Ontology annotation, molecular function: FAD binding; methylenetetrahydrofolate reductase [NAD(P)H] activity. The record is from RefSeq and is a predicted model, not a curated record. NCBI's taxonomy places the organism in Eukaryota, Metazoa, Chordata, Lepidosauria, Squamata, Natricidae. The transcript has 14 exons.